UUAAAGUCCGAAUAUCGCUGCUUUCAUUUUCAGGCACACAAAGCUUUGGCAAGUGUCAAGUUUGACUGUGUUUCAAAUGACACAAAAAACUUUUUUUGACUAAUGUUAGAUUCAAAAGAAAUUCAUCUACUAUUUCAUGUGCCUGAAGGCCUUGAAUUCAUUGCCGCCAAAGACAUUGAAGAAUCUUUGAAACAUGUUACGAUUAUACAUCAUACCAAAUACAGUUGGGAAAAAAAGACAGGAAGAGUUCACUUGUUUUGUAAAGUAGAUAAUCUCAAUGAAUUGAGAGACUAUAUUACAAACAGAAUUGAAUUGCUUUGUAUAUACAGCGUGACUUUAGUUGCAUCAGAAUCUGUCAUACCGGCUGACGUAUUUUCUGAAGUACAACCUACCUAUGACUUUAUCACAGCUCAAACAAAGGGAGCACCAUGGCCAAGCGUGAUUGAUGAGAAGGAAGGUGCCGAUGACAUCACAUUUAGAGCUACCUUUAAAAAGGAACAGCUUAAACAUAAGGCACCCAGCCAAGAAAUUGCAGGUUACAUUGGUUAUGCGUUUAGUGACGUUUACAAACAUUGGAAAGUUAAGAUGACUGGUUAUAACUAUAAUAUCAUGUCUCUUUGGUACCAAACUACAGACAUAGACGUAUUAUCUCGAAUCUCGAACCACUGUUCCGAAAAAUCAGUCAUUUUACUUCUAGGUGUAGGCAUACCUAUUAAAGAUCAAAAACAACGAAACAGACUUUUUUACGGCAGAACCAGUUUAAACCCUUGUAUUGCCUAUUGUUUAGCUAAACUGGCCGAUCCCAAACCUGGUCAAAUAAUAUUAGACAUGUGUUGUGGUACCGGAACUAUUCCUAUUGAAGGUGCCUCUCGAUUUAAGAAUACUUUGUGGCUCGGGAGUGAGGUAAAAUCCAAAGUCAUAGCCGAGAAGGCUCAAGGAAACCUGAUGCAUUGUAAAAUCCAAAAUGCAGAGUUUUCAAUUGGUGAUGGACGAAAGUUGUGUUAUAGACCAGGCAUUGUUGAUUCAAUUGUUUCAGAUUGGCCAUGGGGACUUCGAGAGAACUCGUACUCACAAAUCAAAUCGCUUUAUCCUAAGUUCAUGAAGCAAAUGUGGAAUGUCUUAAAGCCGAAUGGAAAAGCUUAUAUUAUUACACAGGGGCAUAAAAUUAUGACAUACGUAUUAAAGUAUGACUGGUGUGAAAGUAUGUGGAAGACAGAAGAUAUUAUUACCAUUGGUAUCGGCGGAUAUGAUGUCUCUCUGUACAUCUUUUCGAAAAACCCGAACCCGGCCAUUAUUCCUCUUGGUAUCUAACUCAGACCACGAGUUUCCGUUCCUGAAUAUCGAAGUUAAUGAAAUGAUUCCAUAUAUUGUAGCCUAUUCAAAUGAAAUUUAAUAAAAAAGCUACGUUGCUUAGUUUUGGGCUUACAAGGAGAGAUUUCGGAUGGAGGAAGAUUUGAUGUUUGGCAAGUAAACAGGGUGAUAUAGUAACUGAAUCGUAAAGUGUUUGCUGCAGCUUACUCACAUAGCUUUUUUGAGAAACCCCGAGUCUGGUUGUGCAAAUGAGUACUAUCAUGAUGAAAGUUAGCUUAAUUUGCGUGUACAACAUAACACCAGUACACCAGCAGGAUGUGUCUAAAAUCUACAAUAAGUGCAUG
Molecule: messenger RNA, 1655 nt
Organism: Mucor mucedo
Lineage: Eukaryota; Fungi; Mucoromycota; Mucoromycetes; Mucorales; Mucoraceae
Product: putative RNA methylase family UPF0020-domain-containing protein
Exons: 5
Coding region: 103-1311 (402 amino acids)
Biological process (GO): tRNA methylation
Molecular function (GO): tRNA (guanine) methyltransferase activity
Source: RefSeq, a predicted model, not a curated record